Molecule: messenger RNA, 2025 nt
Organism: Trifolium pratense (red clover)
Lineage: Eukaryota; Viridiplantae; Streptophyta; Magnoliopsida; Fabales; Fabaceae
Exons: 1
Coding region: 670-1815 (381 amino acids)
Biological process (GO): regulation of DNA-templated transcription; chloroplast organization
Cellular component (GO): chloroplast
Molecular function (GO): double-stranded DNA binding
Source: RefSeq, a predicted model, not a curated record
CUUUUCACAACAAAUGCAAAAUAUGCAUUCUUUCUACUUAGAACCUAUCAUGUUUGCUCUCUUAUGACUUCAACAUUAAUGUUUGUAGGUAUCAUUCUUAACAUUUAAUUCGACAGCCAAAAAUUAGGGAAGUAACUGUUAACAAAAAUUGGGAAGUUGCGAUAUUUCUUUCAUCUUUGAAUUACCUUUAACCCAAGCAACGUUAUAACCUAUAAAGUCCUCUAAAUGUGUGUACUCAUAACAUGGUAAUUGAUUGUUGAGAAACAAUUGCUUCAUUAGCAAUCUCUUCAAUUUUAUUCAGAUCAAUUACUCAUGCAUCAAACCAUUAAAUUAACCAUAUUUUUUUUUUAGAAAAAUCAAUAUCCAAUAUAAGAAUCGAUUAAUAUGAUACAAGACGACCAAUCUCACUACCCAUUUGAGAGUUCCAUUUAAAGCCUGAGUUUUUUUUUUUUUUUUUAUGGAUUUUGUCCACCAAAAUUGAUAUUAUGAAGAGUCGAACUUGAGACUUAUAGUAACCAACCCUAACUUUGUGUGUCACUUUUUCCAUGAUUUUAUGGUUAUCUUCAAAAGUCGACUUUUGUAAUGUCAAAUUAAUCUAUGUAGUUGGUCACUUGCUAGAGAACUGUCCUCCAAAUUACUCCGGCAGUAAUUGAUAGAAUCUCCGUUCCGAUGUUUCAUUACCACCGCCUCAGAACUCUGUUCUUCUACUCUCAAACCCCAAAAUGUUACCUCCUUCACCCAACCCAUUUUCUCAAACCAUUCUCCACCUCCACCACCACUUCAGAUUCAGAUCAACAAUCUUUCACUGUUUCCUACCUCACCAACAUUUGUGGUUUAUCAACACAAAACGCUCUUAAAGCAUCAAAACGACUUCGUUUCAACACCCCCAAAAAACCCGAUUCAGUUAUGGCUUUUUUCAAAACCCACGGUUUCUCCAAUGAUCAGAUACAAUCCAUCAUUCACACAGCACCAUCACUCUUAACAUCCAAACCCAUCAAAACCAUUUUGCCAAAGUUUCAAUUUUUAUCAUCCAAAGGUGCUUCUCCAUCUGACAUUGUUGACACCGUCACCAAAAGCCCCCAUUUUUUGUGUUCAAGCCUUCAGAAACAGAUAAUCCCUUCUUUUGAAUUGGUAAGAAGUUUCUGUCCCUCUGAUCAAAAAGCUCUUACUUCAAUAACUGCUUGUUCUUCUUCCAUUAAAUAUGGCCGCAUGAGACUAAAUGUCAAAUUUUUGCUUGAUCUUGGGGUCACUUCUUCAGGCAUUUACCGUUUGCUUACUACUAGACCUUCUGUAAUUUGUUCUGCUAAUUUGAAAAAGUAUGUUGAAGAGAUUAAGGAAUUAGGGUUUAAUCCUUCUAAAUGCAGUUUUUGUGUGGCAUUAUUGGCCAAAACGGCCGUCACCAAAUCCCAAUGGGAUGCAAAAGUUGAUGCUUUGAAGAGUUGGGGUUUUUCUGAAGAUGAAAUUUUUAAUGCUUUUAAAAAACAGCCUAAUUUUAUGCUAAGGUCUACGGACAAACUUAAUGCGGUGAUGCGUUUUUGGAUCAAACAGCUUGGUUGGGAUCGUUUAUUGCUUCUGGUAGCUCCCGAUCUUUUCGGAUUUAGCAUAGAGAAAAGGCUUAUUCCAAGGGCUUCUGUUGUUCAGUAUCUUCUUUCCAAAGGUUUGAUGAAGAAGAAUGCCAGCUUAAUUACACCAUUUUAUUGUUCUGAUCAGGUGUUCCUGCAAAGAUAUGUGAAUAAUUUUGAGGAGGAAGCAUAUAGGAUAUUAAAGCUAUGUCGGGGGGAGGAUGCUAGCACGGAUUGCCUGGAUAAGCAGUAAAAGCAUAUUUGGUGUAACUGUAUAAACCAGCCAUACUACGUAUGAUCAUGUAUUCAUGUUCUAUUUUAACUGUGUUGUUUCUUUUGCUUAGUAAUUUGGAACCUUUUUGGCUUUUAGUCACAGUUCUAGUUUAGCCCUUUUGGCCAAUUAUCCCUAUUUUUUGUUAACUUUGUACUUAAUUGAUGCAGAAUUAUUGGUUUUGUGGUUGGA